AUUGGGUGAAACGUCGGCCCGGAGUGCGUGCGCAACACGGGUAGCGCUCUGUCUCUCUUUUUCUGGAGCUGCCGCCGUCGCUGCCGCCGUCUAGGUGGGGGGCGGGGGGGGGGAGGGAGCCGUGAAGCUUUGAGCUUCCUCCCUCUCGUUUCCCUUCCCUCACCGUUGCUCAGGCAUUGGGCUGGGCGUCCCCCCCAUUGGGGGGAGGGGGGCAUUAUUAUGGAGACGGGUUCUGGGGACCCCUCGUCGCCGCCGCCCCGGCCCAAUGACUCCCGUUCAGUCCUUCACGUUCUCAAGCGGAGGGCUCCCAUUCCUGAGGCCCUCGAAGGGACGACGAACAGCAAGCCAAGUUUGCCUCUGGCCACAGCCAACGAUACAGCAAUAGCCAUGAACCCUGGAGAAGUGCCAACUGGUGCCACCCCGGCAGCACCUUGCCACCCUACAGAGGUGACGUUAACCACGAUGAUUGCAGAGAUGACACUUGUGGCCAACAGUGCUGGAAAGGUAGCAGAGCCUGGAGAGGCGAGGCCUGAAGCCGUAGCGUUGGACGCUGGAGAUGGGUUUUCGGCAGAUACCAUGGUCCCCGUGGUCAAUUCUGUGGCUCCUGCCAUUACUAACGCUACCGUGAAUGACGGUGGGGUGAUGCCAUCAUCAGUGGCUUUGCCAAGAGACGCGGUAGUGAAACCCCUACCGGUUGCACCGGCUUCGCCGACAGUGAUUGUGGUAGCCCCCAGUCCUAUGACUCCACCAGAGAAGACUUCACCAACAUCUCCAGAGGGUUUGAUGCUUCAUGACUUUUCCACUCCUCGGCCACCUCAAGACAUGGGCUCCCAGUCUAGCCUGGGCACUACUGCGUCCAAAGUCCCUCCGGCUUCUGAUACUUUGAGCUAUUUAGAUUCUGUUAGUCUCAUGUCAGGCACGUAUGAAUCGCUGACUGGUGCUGGAUUCCUUGACGAUGCUAGCUCUCUGGGGUCCGAUUCUGAAAUCAAUGGACUUGCCUAUCGUAAGACUGAUAAAUACGGCUUCCUAGGGGGCAGCCAGUAUUCCAUUACACUGGAGAGCGCCAUCCCUGUGGACGUGGCCAGACAGAGGGAACUUAAGUGGCUGGACAUGUUUUCUCAUUGGGAUAAGUGGCUCUCACGUCGGUUUCAGAAGGUGAAAUUGCGGUGCCGGAAGGGGAUUCCCUCUUCUCUCCGUGCCAAAGCAUGGCAGCUACUUUCAAAUAGCAAGGAACUUUUGGAUCAAAAUCUGGGAAAAUUUGAGGAUUUGGAGCGUCAGUCUGGUGAUCCCAAAUGGCUAGAUGUGAUUGAGAAGGACCUCCAUAGGCAAUUCCCUUUUCAUGAGAUGUUUGCAGCUCGAGGAGGCCAUGGGCAGCAGGACCUCUAUCGCAUCCUGAAAGCCUAUACCAUCUACCGGCCAGAAGAAGGUUACUGCCAAGCACAGGCGCCCGUAGCUGCAGUUUUGCUGAUGCAUAUGCCCGCAGAGCAAGCUUUCUGGUGCCUGGUGCAAAUCUGUGAGAAAUAUCUUCCUGGAUACUACAGUGCUGGAUUGGAGGCAAUCCAGUUAGAUGGGGAGAUCUUCUUUGCGCUUCUCCGACGAGCGUCUCCCAUUGCCUAUCGUCACCUGAAGAGAUACAAGAUCGACCCCAUCUUGUAUAUGACCGAGUGGUUUAUGUGCAUCUUCUCCCGGACCUUGCCUUGGUGUUCCGUGUUACGUGUGUGGGAUAUGUUUUUCUGUGAAGGAGUGAAGAUAAUUUUCCGGGUGGGUUUAGUGCUACUCCGAAAUGCCUUGGGCUCGGUGGACAAGUUGCGGUCUUGUCAAGGCAUGUAUGAGACAAUGGAGAAAUUGCGAAAUCUCCCCGUUCAGAUCAUGCAAGAGGAAUACUUGGUCCAUGAGGUGAUUAAUCUUCCAGUUACUGAAGCACUCAUAGAGCGAGAGAAUACCACCCAGCUAAAGAAAUGGCGGGAAACUCGGGGGGAGCUUCAGUACAAGCCCUCCCGCCGACUCCAUGGCUCGCGAGCCAUCUACGAGGAGUGCUACCGUAUGAACCCUCCCCUGACAGCCAGCGCCAGCCUCCUGAGCCUCACAGGGCUAAAGCACAGGGUUGCCCUAGGCAGUAUCAGCGGUCCCUCCUUCUCCCCAGCUCAUUCCAUAAGUACCCUGGCUGAGUCUCCUUCACCUUCCCGGGUCCCUGCUGCUGCCCAGAACCAGGUGGUGGUAUCCGAAGGUCUUCACGCUGCCCUGCCCUCUCCUACCGGGAACAACACCCCUUUGGGUGGCCCUAAGAAAAGCAGCAGCAGCAGCAAAGCAGAAAAGCGGAAAGAAAAAGAACGAGAGAAGCAAGAGAAGAUAGAGAAGGAGAGGCAGAAGCUGCAGAAGGAGCGGGAGAAGAAGCUGCAGAAGGAGUGGGAGAAGCAGGAAAAGGAGCGGGAGAAGCAGGAAAAGGAGCGGGAGAAGAAGCAGCAGAAAGAACGAACCAAAGAGGAAGCCAAGCUAAAGAAAGAGAAGAAGCUGUCUUUGAGGAAAAAAGAACCCAAACCAACCCGUGAAGAUGGAAGAGAUGGGGAGACCUCAGGGGGGUCUGUGCUCCAGGACACUUAUUUUUGAAUAAUACUAAAGGAGUGGGACAGCCCAAGGCUGAGCAACUCCCGAGGACCAAGAAUAUGGUUGCCACUAGAGGCGUAGUGUGGUUGAAGGACCCAAAGGA
Molecule: messenger RNA, 2707 nt
Organism: Thamnophis elegans (Western terrestrial garter snake)
Lineage: Eukaryota; Metazoa; Chordata; Lepidosauria; Squamata; Natricidae
Gene: TBC1D10B
Product: TBC1 domain family member 10B
Exons: 9
Coding region: 220-2607 (795 amino acids)
Source: RefSeq, a predicted model, not a curated record